CUCUACAACAAUAACAAAAGCAACUGCAUGCAUUCAAACACACACGCACACGUGUAUACAAACGUAGGGAACGGCAUUGCAGCCACUUUAAAUGCACAACGGCAACACUAGCGACUACGUCAACAUCAUCUCGGCGACAGCAGCAGCAGCAGCAGCGCAGUUGACGCGCUGCAGCAUCCAUAGAGGAUUAUCUAGAUAGCGUAUACGCGCUUGGAAAUCAAAUGAGAAGCUGUAGCUGGCAAGAGGCGACUUCAAGCGCAAAUUCGACUGUCUGUCACACUGUUAGCUCACCUGUAACCGUUUCCUACCCCGCGCACAUAAGCUAUGUAGCUCCAAGCAGCAGCAUCGUCAACGUAUAGACAUAUGUACAUAUGUAGACGCUUUGCUCGCCGUUGACGUUCGCCUGACACGAUUGUGUAUAGCGGCGUUAUUUUAUUGCUUGCUAUACGCGCUUACCUUUCUUACCUGUCAAACCUGUUUUCAACACAUAACAUCCGCCCGUUCGCUUCGUUGCGCUGUGUCUCCUACACAUCCACUUGCGACUCCUCUUCUCGGCUGCGUCACGACUGCGACGUCGUCAUCAGAAAACCAGUCAGCAGUCAUUGCUGUCUGUCUCUUACCUCUCCCAUUAUACCAUAUUUCAAUAUCAACCAUCAUCGAUAUCGCCAAUGGGUAGUUUAAAUGUGUUUGUGUGUAUUGUUUGCUUUAAACGUUUCUCUUGAAAUACGGCUAUAAAACAGAAUUGGUUAAGAAAAGAAAAGAAAACAAAAAACUUGCAUAAGAAAUAUUACAAACAAAUUGCGAAGCGAGAAAAAAACGUAAAAAACGAAAACAUUUAAGCAACGUCAGCUCAAAAGGUACACAACAGAGCACAAACAAGCGAGCGUGUCUGCUUAAGUGCAAAAUAAGUGCAGAAAUUUAUUGAAUUCAAAAUGACUACUACUAACCAAAAAUACGACUAAGGGUCGCCCUCAAAUAACAAACUAAUAAUUCAAAGACCAAAAAAAAAUUUGGCAAUCGAAGCUAAUAACAAAAUAACAAAAAAAAAAGUUGUGCAACCCAAUUUGCACAAACUUUUUGCCGUUCGCAGAGGCGCAUGCUUGCGCAGAGUGGGAGGAAGAAGAGUGAAAAUGUUAUAAAAGUGCAUAGAAAAUUUAACUAACUAACAACAACUAACAAAGCAAGUAGUGUUCUAAAUAAUGUCUGUGUAACAGCCAAAAGUAAUGCAAAAAGUGUAAAAACAUCAAAAUUAACACAACCGCAAUCAAUACUUACUGUUCGAAACGGUUGCACUCAAUCACCAGUAACACCACCACCACCACCACCACCACUCAGCAUUGCACCAGCGACACCAACAGUGUUUCAGUUGCAAUUAGAAUAACAAUAAAAAAUAAACACAUCAAUCAAGUGCAACGUGAAAGCAACUGACUGUAGUAGCAAAAGUAGCAACAAAAACAGCAUCAACCUAAAAACCACCAACAAAAGCAACAGACAACGAUUGCAUUUAUAGUCAGUCGCUCAAAGUAGACGACGACGAAGACCAUUUUGUGUCGCAACUACUUGGUAAGUGCACUGCAUGGAACAACUCUGCCAGCAAAGCCAUCUUUAAUAUUAACAACAACAACAACAACAACAAAAUAAGCAGCAGCAACAAUUAACAUCAAUAUGAUUGCGAUGUGGAGAUACUUUUUAAUCGGACUCACAUUAUCCACAUUAACAUACUCACAGGCAGAUGAAUCGCUCGAUACACGAGAAAAUGCCGAUUUGACAUUAAAAUGUCGCUUCACCGAUCAUUACGAUGCAAAUGAUUUCACAUUUUAUUGGGCGCGUUGGACCGCCAAUCCGGCGCAGUUCGAAAAUGUGGCCAUACAUGAUGUCCCGCUGAAUUCGGGCUAUAAUUGGUAUCGCGAGGGUACCAAUACUCCGCUACAGGCUGCCGUCCGCACGGGCGGCUCAAAGGAUCAGCCCACAAAUGCAACAUUGACGCUGCAACCGCGUCGCGAGGACGAUGGCGCCAAAUACAAGUGUGUCGUACGGAAUCGUGCAAUGAACGACGGACAACGGUUAGAGGCAACCGCAACUUUAAAUGUUAACUAUUUCCCGCGCGUUGAUGUCGGUCCGGAAAAUCCACUUCGUGUGGAACGUGAUCGCACUGCCAAAUUGGAAUGUAAUGUCGAUGCGAAGCCGAAAGUGCCUAAUGUACGUUGGACACGCGAUGGCCGCUUCAUUAGUUCCUCCCUGGUGCAUACCAUACAUCGUGUUAGCUCGCAGGAUGGUGGCAAAUACACAUGCUCAGCAGAUAAUGGACUCGGCAAGUCGGGCGAAAGUGUGCUCAUACUUGAUAUACUGUAUCCGCCCACCGUUGUAAUAGAGUCGAAAACGCGUGAGGCUGAGGAAGGCGAAACGGUUAAUAUCCGUUGCAAUGUGACCGCAAAUCCAUCGCCAAUUACCAUCGAAUGGCUGAAGGAGGGCUCACCCGAAUUCCGUUACUCGGGCGAAGUGCUCACACUGUCGUCGGUGCGUGCCGAGCAUGCAGGCAAUUACAUCUGUCGUGCUGUGAAUAUAAUGGAAUCUUAUGGACAAGAACGCAGUGAACGCGUUGGCAAUUCCACGGUGGCAUUGUUGGUGCGUCAUCGCCCUGGUCAGGCAUUCAUAACACCGAACAAGCCGAUUGUGCAUGUGGGCAACGGUGUAACGCUCACUUGCUCAGCUAAUCCGCCCGGUUGGCCAGUGCCACAGUAUCGCUGGUUCCGCGACAUGGACGGCGAGUUCUCUAGCACACAGAAGAUAUUGGCGCAAGGGCCACAGUACUCGAUACCGAAAGCUCACUUGGGAAAUGAGGGGAAAUACCAUUGCCAUGCUGUAAAUGAGUUGGGAAUUGGCAAGAUGGCUACAAUUGUGCUUGAGAUCCAUCAACCGCCGCAGUUCCUCGCUAAACUGCAGCAGCACAUGACGCGUCGGGUGGCCGACACAGACUACGCCGUCACGUGCAGCGCUAAAGGCAAGCCGGCGCCAAGCAUACGCUGGCUCAAGGACGGCGUGGAAAUCCUGCCUGAGCUAAAUCUGUAUGAAGUGAAAACCAAUCCAGAUCAGGGUCCCAACGGCAUGGUGACCGUGCAAAGCAUGCUGAAGUUCCGCGGCAAAGCGCGCCCCAACGGCAAUCAGCUAGUGCCCGGCGAUCGCGGCCUCUACACUUGUCUGUAUGCCAACGAGGUGAACUCGGCCAACUCGAGCAUGCAACUGCGCAUUGAGCACGAGCCCAUUGUGCUGCAUCAGUACAACAAGGUGGCCUUCGAUAUACGCGAAACCGCCGAGGUGGUGUGCAAGGUACAGGCCUACCCCAAACCCGAAUUCCAAUGGCAGUUCGGCAAUAACCCCUCACCGCUUACAAUGUCCUCCGAUGGGCACUACGAAAUCAGCACCACCACUGACAAUAACGACAUCUACACCUCGGUGCUGCGCAUCAACUCGCUGACACACGCCGAUUACGGCGAGUACACCUGCCGUGUGGUAAACUCACUGGACACGAUACGCGCGCCCAUACGCCUACAACAGAAAGGACCACCCGAGAAGCCGACCAACACACGCGCCGUAGAUGUGGGCUCCAAUUAUGUCACGCUCAGCUGGGAUCCGGGCUUCGAUGGUGGACUGAGCAACACCAAAUUCUUUGUCAGCUAUCGCCGCGUGCCUAUGCCGCGCGAGGAGCAACUGAUACCCGACUGCGCCACAAUCGCCACAAGCAACACUGAUUGGUUGGAAUUCGACUGCCAGCGUGACAAUCCCUGCAAGGUCACCUCACUAGACCAGCAUCAAAGCUAUGCUUUCAAGGUGAAUGCACUCAACACAAAAGGCAACUCGCCAUACUCCAACGAAAUAAUGACCACCACUAAGGUGAGCAAAAUCCCACCGCCUCUGCACGUCACCUACGAUCCGAAUACGCACACCUUGGGCAUCAAUGUGGGCGCCACCUGUCUCUCGCUGGUCGCCAUUGUCGAGUCAAUGGUGAACAUGGACACACCGAUGGCACAGUGGGAGGUUGUCGACACAGUGAGUUUGCAGCUUUCCGGCAAUGGACCGACAUUUAAGGAGACCGUGAUUAAUCGCUCCAUACCGGCAUAUCGCAGUGGCGGCGGACGCUCGCUGGGGCACAAUCACCUAAGUGGUCAUGGCGGUGAUGGUGAUGGCGAUGGCGAUGAUGACGAUGAUGAUGUCGACAUGAAUACACUGGCAUUGGAGGAUGAUAAUAGACCGACUGUGCGUGUGAAACUAUGCCUGCGAUCGAAUCAGGAGCACUGCGGCAAGCACACCAAUGCGGAAAUUGGCCGCACGUACAUCGCUGAGGCAUCCGCCCUGGCCACACCCACCCUGAUCGCCAUAAUCGUCUCUUGUAUUGUAUUCGCAUUAUUUGUCGGUUUAUUGUUGAUGUUCUGUCGUUGCAAACGCAAUCAAUCGAAAAAGAGUGCUGCCGCCAAGGAUUACGAAAUGGACUCGGUGCGUCCGUCGAUUGUUGCUGCCCAGCAGAGUCAGCCGCCGCCGCCAUACUAUCCGGCAAGUGGACUCGAUAACAAAGCACUUGAACAUUCGAUGGAUCUCGCCUUGGGCAUGGAGGACCAGAAGAGUGCACUUUACGCAACACAAAAUGGCUAUAGCUAUCACCCGGGUAGUGGCGUUGGUGUUGGCGUUGGCGGCGGUGGUGGUGUUGGUGUUGGUGUUGGUAUGCAAGGCCUAACGGGACACACGAUGCCGGGAAAUGAAUGGGUUAACAUGGGCUACAUCGAGAACAAUUACUCCAAUUCGAACAAUGGCGGCAGCGUCAAUUCACAAGACUCGCUGUGGCAAGUGAAAAUGCCCGCCGCCACAGGCGCUCAACAGAGUAUGGUCGUGCCGGCCACACACAACAACUACGUCGAACAUCAGCCCACCUACGGCUAUGACCCACUGACGCAUGGCGGCUAUGGCGCUGUCGACGACUACGCACCCUAUCCACACUUGACGGCGACGCCAAGUCAACAUGGCGAUGAAUAUCAUAAUUUACGCAAUAGCCAGAAUCCAUCCAUACAGGAUUACUGCAGCGAUCCAUAUGCCUCGGUGCAGAAGCCGAAGAAACGUGUUGAUCAGCAUUUAGGUAAGUGAAAUGAAAAGCUGAUA
Molecule: messenger RNA, 5148 nt
Organism: Rhagoletis pomonella (apple maggot)
Lineage: Eukaryota; Metazoa; Arthropoda; Insecta; Diptera; Tephritidae
Gene: ed
Product: Down syndrome cell adhesion molecule-like protein Dscam2
Biological process (GO): cell-cell adhesion
Cellular component (GO): cell-cell junction
Molecular function (GO): cell adhesion molecule binding
Source: RefSeq, a predicted model, not a curated record